AUGUUACAUUUACGGUCAGUAAGUAAUCCCACCAGUGAACUUUGUAGUAGCUGGAGGGUCACUCCUGAUGUAGUGGAUGAUCGUGUCAUUGAAGAGCCACCAUCACCAGAAGGACCAGAUGUCACCUACCAACUCCUUGCUGACAAUAGAUAUUCAUUCCUGGUGUCCCUUCCUAAUGCCACUGAUGAAGUAGCCCACCCGCGGAUCAAUUUCACUACAUAUGAUGUCCAGAGUGCUGCCGCUGACACCACCAAGGGUACCGAUAAUGGGUUCACUUUUACUGGAGAGUUCAUUGAGAGCACAACAGCUCAGGGAUGUUUCAUAGUUUUAGAAUCUGAAUAUGGAAAUCCUGAUGUAUUCAGAGCCCUACUACUGCCAGAUGACUCCAGCACUUAUGUACCGCAGAGUAUUAUGAUAACAUUUUCUCUUCACCGUAUCAUGUGUUUGUCUAUGACCUGAGGAGAUGGACUGACUAGCAGCAUCCUGCUGUGAACAGAGCACUACUGUCACUGUUAUGGGCACAGUGAGGUGUCUGCUGUAUUAGUGGUACAUUUGCCUUUUAUCAAUUCUAUAUGCAGGUCCGCAUCGCUGAUGCCAGAAUCUCAAUUUCUAACAAUGGCAGUGGUUGACUGGACAUGAAACAGCACAGUGUGAAUUGAGUGCAUUGUAAGUUCAAAGACUGUAAUAGAGAGAGCCUCAUGUGUCCGGG
This is a messenger RNA of Geodia barretti, 709 nucleotides long. The record is from the annotation of a GenBank genome assembly. NCBI's taxonomy places the organism in Eukaryota, Metazoa, Porifera, Demospongiae, Tetractinellida, Geodiidae.